AGGUGCAAUCAGUCUUACAUUGACAUUUCAAAACAAUAACAUUCCUAACACAACUUAUCAAUAUUAUAAACAUCAUGUCUUUCAAAACCUUAAUAUUUUUCGGACUCUUGGCAGUGGCUUUGGGAUUCACUCUUCCUGAAGAAAAUCCAUCAUACGUCGCUGACGUUGAUUGGGUUUAUGGAGAUGUAGUUCCAGUAUCUGACGAUGUUGUCCUUGUGAGAAAAGCAAGAUCACCUCAGGGCUCAGUGAGCGGUACCUUUGAACACAGUCGUCAAGCUGGUUCCAGUGCAACCAUUGAUUAUAAUCGUCAACUGAGCAAGAACUUGGAUGUUUAUGCAGGAGCUUCAAGGAAUUUCAGGUUUAACGACAACAGUGGUCACGCUGGAUUAAGAUAUCGUUUCUGAAAAAAUUGUACUGUAAAAAAUUUAUUUUAAAAUUAAGUUAUUAUAAUUUUUUUUAAAAAACACAAAUUUGUUCAUUUUUAAAAUAAGAAAAUAGAUAUGAGUAAUAAACCAAAACAUGGAUUUUUAUAUAAUAAAACAAAUAUUAAUUAAUUUAUGUUAAAACAGAUUUUGUUUGUGAAAUUACUUUGGACUCUUUAAAAAUUGUACUCCUUCUUUGAUCAGGCUAAAGUUCCUAUACGUUUUCAAAGAAUCUUAGCUCAUCUUUAAAUGUUUCAAUGGCGAAAAACUGCGAUAAAUAAAACAAAUUCCGUUUAAAAUAAGUA
Eupeodes corollae is the source of this 727-nucleotide messenger RNA. RefSeq lists its product as uncharacterized. The coding region runs from base 75 to 404 and encodes 109 amino acids. The transcript has 2 exons. Lineage: Eukaryota; Metazoa; Arthropoda; Insecta; Diptera; Syrphidae. The record is from RefSeq and is a predicted model, not a curated record.